Messenger RNA from Acaromyces ingoldii, 4840 nucleotides. RefSeq lists its product as hypothetical. Gene Ontology annotation, molecular function: syntaxin binding. The transcript is spliced from 2 exons. The coding region runs from base 65 to 4675 and encodes 1536 amino acids. NCBI's taxonomy places the organism in Eukaryota, Fungi, Basidiomycota, Exobasidiomycetes, Exobasidiales, Cryptobasidiaceae. The record is from RefSeq and is a predicted model, not a curated record. Gene Ontology annotation, cellular component: GARP complex. Gene Ontology annotation, biological process: retrograde transport, endosome to Golgi; Golgi to vacuole transport.
GGCACCGACAGCAGCUCACUUAGCCCAGCGGCAACUCGAGGCACAGCUGAAGGCCCAAGGCGUCAUGGCUGAUUCGCCGCAGCGGGCAGGAGGGCCUUUCAGUCCGUCGGAAUCAGAGGUUGGGUCUGUGGCGAGCAGCGCCGCACGUUCACCCACCAAGCCCUCGGCCUCGUCUUCGCAAGCGUACAAUGCCGCCAGGCGACUGGGAGCGAUGCAAGGCCUCGCGGGGAUGAGCUCCACCAAUCUGGCGCUUGGCGCAGUCGGCGAGUCGAGUACCAGCUCAAAUUUGACUGGCUACAAUGCCAUCUCGACGUUGCUCAACAACCCGAACAAGCCACCGCGGCCCAUCGACCCGUCCUCUUCACGAUAUCCGCCCAUCUCGCAGUCUCACACAGAUAUACCAAAGGUCAAGAAAGCCGAGUUGCAAGGCUAUCUGACCAGCGUCAAGAACGAGUGGGAUCGGUACCAACGAAACCAGAAGCUAGGUCGGAGGGGCAGAGCGAAGCUCGAGAGCGAAGCGGCAGCCGCCGCUGCUGCUGCUGCUGCAGAUGGACAUGCCGAUGCAGAGACGGAGGUGUCUUCCAACCAGAGAGGUGACGGUGAAGAACCGGGGCUAGACGACGAAGUGCGAGCGGCGUUUGGCAAGCGAAAGCUGCCUCCCCUGAGCACCGUACCGCAAGUCUUCUUUUCCGAGGACUUUGAUCUGGGGAACCCGUACACCUUCGAUCUGGUUACGGAGAGAUACAAGGCGGCCAAUUCGGCGGGUGAUGGGUCUGCGGUGCGAAAAGGCGCAUCGACGCUGGCAGGCUACGAUGUCGCUCUCAAUCAGAUGCUUCAAGAGAAAUUGUCGUACUAUAGCGACGUCGUCGAGCAGCACCUCAUCCUCGAGAUCUCCGCAAGAUCCUCGUCAUUCUUCGCGGAGCUCGGAAACUUGCAGGACCUUGAGGCCGAGGCGAGCAGUUGCUUGGAGAAGGUCCAAUCCCUGACGAGGGAGCUGGUGGACAAGGACGAGAACGUUGCCAAGGCUGGGUUGCGUGUCAUCAAAGAGCAGGCGAGACGGAGGGAAAUGAGCGAAAGGCUCGCCGUCGUGGGUCUGGUAGGCAUGCUCUGCGAAAGGAGAGACCUUUGCAGGCUCUUGUCCCAAAGCGGCGACUGGAACGAGGCUCUCGAUGUCAUGGAGGAUCUCGUCGCCGUCAUUGAGGGUCGGAUCAAACUCGACCCGAGCGCUACUGGUCCGGACGGCGAAGCUGCUGGAUCUUCACUCCCAUCACAUGUCGACAUGGACUUCGCUUCCGUUCCUUCGGUAACGGCGAUGAAGCCACAGCUCCAAGAGAUGAGAGACGCGAUCGCUGCUCAGCUCGAGGUCGAGAUCUUGACCGUCCUUUCGGCGGAUUUGAGGGAACGCAUUGAGACAAGAGGCGAAACAGUCAUCGGUCCGUCAGCUCAGGUUCUGGAGAGCGUCAAGUCGGACGCCGUCAAGGACGGAGCAACGGUGGCAGAGGAGCCCAAAGAGGACGGCAAACCCCACUCGACGGCGGCAGAUGAUGAGCUGCGCCUCCGAUUGGCGACGCCUCUCAGGGGCCUUGUUCGGACGGCUGGAGUCGAAAAAAUGUGCACGGCCUACCGCGACGUUGUCAUUCGGGCGGUACGCACGACGAUGAGGUCUUGCCUGUGCAAUGCAUCGGCUUCUGUUUCAGCAUUUCCCGCGGAUCAAUCACGAGGCACAGUGGAAGAUCUGGCUACGCUCAUCGAUGACGAUGAAGCUGCCUCGGGUCGAUCAGAUGCCAAAUUGGGACCUGGCGGCGCCGAAGCGGCUGCCAAAUGGCGCGACGCUGGGAAUAAGGUCUUCCUCGAAAUAGCCACGCAUGUGUUCAACGGCCUCACGACUUGCAUUCAGAACAUCGAGGCGCAGACUCGAGUUGUGCUGCAGAUUCUUGAUGAGAUCGCGCGUGGUAUGCAGACCGAAGAAGCAACUCCGACCAACGGCGCUCCAGAGCUCAGCAUGCCACCCGGCGUUUCACCGUCGCUCCCCACGACCUUUUCAGCUCUCGUCUCUGAUGUAUGUGGCCUGACGCACACGCUGGCCUCCCGUCUCCUCUCCCUGCGAUCCUCGACGCAUGCUGGCCUCGAUCUCACCUCCUUCCUCGCUGUCUUCCAUCUCACAUGGUCUUUCAUCCUUAAAACGGAAGCGACCUGCCAUCGCAUGAUUGUUGGCCUGCGAGGCGUCGUGCUCAAUCAGGCAAAAUCGUGGAUGGCCAAUUUCCACCGCCAAAGAAUCGAAGGGGCCGCAAAAGCCGUGGAGGAGGAAAUGUGGGGCCAGGCGGAGGUGUCUGCAAAACAACAAGAGGAAAUCAGGAUUAUCGUCGAGAGCGCCACAGUCGACCCGCAGGAGCUCCUCAUUCCCAUUGAGGAGAUUCAAAAGCUGAAUUCGCCUUCGAACGGAGAGAACGAGCAGCUGAACGAGGACCAGCAGGAUGGAUUGGCAAAGACGCUCGAGAUCGAAGGCAAACAGUAUUUCGUGGUUGGUGCCAGCCUACAAGUACUCAAGCUUCUGUCCGAGUAUCUCCGCGUGGUCAUCAACCUUCCCCUGCUGACAACAGAGGUCAUGGGUCGGGUUGUCGAGUUCCUCAAACAAUUCAACUCGAGAACCUGUCAGGUCGUCUUGGGCGCUGGAGCCAUGCGAUCAGCAGGACUAAAGAACAUCACGGCAAAACACCUUGCCCUUGCGUCGCAGUCGCUUUCGAUCAUGAUCUCGCUUAUCCCAUACGUCCGCGAAACCGUGCGCAGGCACCUGAGCCCAAAGCAGGCCGUCAUGCUCACUGAGUUCGACAAGCUGCGAAGAGACUAUCAGGAGCACCAGUACGAGAUCCAUUCGAAGCUCAUGGCUAUCAUGAGCGACCGCCUCACUGUUCACUGUCGCGCGCUCUCCAACAUCGAUUUCAACACGCCUUUACCUCCAAGCUCCGCUACGGACGACGGCGAGCCGCUCAAACCCAUCGCCGACCUUGUGAAAGAGACAGCGACGCUUCACAAGGUCUUGUGCAAAUAUCUUCAAUCCAGCGUUGUCGAGCUCGUCAUUGGUCAGGUCCUACAGAGCAUUGACCAACGGAUUGCUUCGGAGUUCGAGAAGAUCGAGGCAUCAAAGGAAGAAGCAAGACAGAGGAUGAAAACGACGAGAGCCUACUUUGACAAAAAAUUCUCUCCAUUGAAGUUUGUCGAGUGGAAGUCUCAGAGCUUAGAGGCCGUCAUCAAAGCGAAAGACGAGGCAGCUGCAGCGGCCGCUGCUGCUGCCGCUACCGCGGCUUCCAAGGCUCAGAGCGCAGGACAAGCAGAAGGUGAACAACAGCAGCAACAGACACCAACGGCGUACAAACCCCGUAUUCCACUUUUCGGCAGAAAGGGGACGUCUCAGACGCUGUCGCAGCAGCAGCAGCAGCAGCAGCAGCAAGCAGAGGUCAACGGAACUGCGGCGAGAGAUUCGAAUGACUCGGCCAGGUCUUCGUCGUUGCACCUUGCAAGGAAAGAAGCAGAGACGCCGCCAAGACCUUCGGUUGAAGUUGUCGCGAUGGAGCCGCCUCCUGCGCCUGCUAAGUCGGAUGCGGGUGAGGAGGGAGAAACUGAAAGCGAUACCCCACCCCCAGUCGUUCCUGAAAAGCAAAAGGAGGAGGAAGAACCUAAGCCGCCUCCGACACCUAGCAAAGAAGAGAACGGCUUCUCCUUUGCUUCGACUCCCGUCGAUUCCGCUGCGCAUUCAGGGGACGAACCAGAGCAACGGCAGAGCAAUGACAGUGCGGCUGCGACCCCUUCGACGCCCACUGCCAAGCCUGAGGCGAACAUCGAUGGGGCUUCGUCUCCUUCCCGUGGCGCCUCUUCACCUGCACCAAUGGAGCAGCCGACAUCACCGAGCAUGACGCCGACAAAAUCGUCAGGUCGCAUGUCGCUGCAGCAGCGACUGGCCGAGGCGGCCAGAAAGAGGGCAGCGCAGCAGACACAGGGCCAUGGAAGCUCACCGGCUCGAGCCUCGACACCUGCUACAGCAGCUGCUUCGGUCGACAAUACCGAGCCAGGUUCGCCGUCGGGUGUGGUGAAUACGACUGCACCAGCGACGGUGGACGCUCCCGAGCGUAUUGAGCCUAUCAAGGAAGAGACCGCCGCAAAUGGGCUCGCAAAGGAAGACUUGGCUGCUGAGGGAAAGUCGAAUGAGCAGAGCGGCCUCACCGAAUCGAACGCGAAAGAGAUCCCAACAAAUGCAGACGAAGAGAACGACGAGACAGCGCAGAAGACGAGCUCAGAUGGAACAGAGACUGCUGCUGCUGCCGCCCCGGAAGUUCCUCCUGCUCCUGUCACUAGUGAGAGUACAGAGACGCAGCAGGGGUUGGGCGCGAAAGUCAAGCAGUACGAUGGAGAGGAAGCGAAGGAGACGGUGACGGACGAAGCGAAGCAAGAGGCUGCCAAAAAAGAGGAAUUGAAUGAGGAGGAGGAACAACAGAAGAAAGAGGGACAAAAGAAAGGGGUCGCGAACGAAGAAGGAGGUGGCCUCAAUGAGUCGACGAAAAACGGGGUGGCCAGCGACACAGACGAGGUGACGCCCGGGGAAGUCAAGGCGGAUCGCCUCGCAGAGGAUGCCAAAGGUGCCGGCAAUGAAGACGGGGCGAAGACCGAAGAGACACUCUAGAGUGUUCUUCAUCCUUUUCGUCUUUUGGCAAGACAGUCACCCAAUUGUAGAUGAGGCCUUCGUUAUUGAAGCCUACGCAAAGAGCACGGGCUCGACGCAAAUGUCCAAUGUCAUAAGAGGAGAGAAGAGGGUGUGCUUGGUAUGGAUAAAUGAAGAAGGUAGCUU